UCUGUACAAUUCGGUGAUUAGUUAGUCAAACUACCAUGAAUCAGUUAAUGUGUUCGUUGCAUAUUUUCCUAAUAGUUUUUAUAAUUCACUGCAAUUCCCGAUGUUCUAGUAACAAAGAUUUUAGUUAUGCAUAUAGCUCAGAAGAAAAUGUUGGUAAUGAAUGUGAUAAUAAUAUAAAUAAAGAAGUGAUCAGCAAUAGCAACCCUCAAAGGCCUGAAGAUAGGGGAGACUCCUCGUCAGAUCAAAAUGAAAGUGAAACAAAGUUAAUUAAAGAAGAAAUUAAGUUUGUCGGCGAUAGUAAUGGAUUAGACGACGAUAGUAGAGAUAUGGAUGCUGUUAACGAGACUGCCACUGUCAACGAGACUGCCACUGCCACCAUCGAGAAUGUAACUUGCGGGUACCAGAAUAUCAGCACCGAAGAGGAAGAGGAUGACGAGAAAGACACACUUGUCGACUAUCCAUUUUCUGUAUCGAUUCAGAAGAAAGGAGCACAUUACGUUUCUGGGGCCCUGGUUGACAAACGAUUUGUUUUGAGCGUAGCCGGAGAGUUUUAUCAUGUCCGAGAAUCUUUGAAAUUAUUUAGAACGAGACUAGGAUCCGUGGACUGCAAAAGAGGUGGUUCCUUGGUCCCAAUAAAGAAAGUAGAAAUCCAUCCAUACUACAUCUAUGGGAAACCAAAUUUUGACAUCGCUCUUCUAAGGCUGGCUAUGCCUGUAGAAUUUUCUGAGGUUUUAAGACCAAUCGGAAUAUCGAAUAUUAAGGGGAAGGUCCUGAGUGCUACGUUUAUGACAACAUAUUGGCCGAGAAUAGUGCUAAAAGGCAAAACAAUACCAGAAACAGCAAAGGAACGGAUAAAACAUAACAGCAUGAGGGUAUCAACUCAGAAACUUAUUCCAUUAGAAACAUGUAAAAAUAUUAUGAUGGGAAUCAAAGAAUACAUUAACGAAUCCAGUAUGUGUUUGAAGCCGAUAGUAACUCAUCACAGUGUGUGCAUGCCCGAUGCCGGGGCGCCAGUAAUAGCGGAAGAUGGCCUUUGGGGCAUUACGUCUGGUUGGAUAUCGUCAACUUGUCCGACUGUUGCUGCUCCGACAAUAUUUACGCGACUCACCUCAACGUCUGUGCGCUCCUGGUUGGACAUUCAACUACUUAAUAUUUAGGUUAAGGUUACUGUGCUUCCUCAGCUCUUACCGCACCGCAUACCAAACAUUUGCAACAGGUUGAUACAACAUUUUGUUACAAGGGGAACAUGACGAGGUGCGAGGUAAGAUAGACAAGCGAACGACCAUGUACUAUAGUUACAUACGAACUCUUUUUACAAUCUUCUUGUGUAUAUGUACUCCUAGUAGAAUGCACAGCUGAUUUUUGUUUCAUCAUUUCCAACAGAGUUUACAUUGCAAUAAUUAGUUUAUUUAGUUGUAUUGUGUUCAAUAUGAGUAAAUUUAAUGGAAGUUUCUGCGUUCU
This is a messenger RNA of Spodoptera frugiperda (fall armyworm), 1461 nucleotides long. RefSeq names its product hypodermin-A-like. The transcript is spliced from 5 exons. The record is from RefSeq and is a predicted model, not a curated record. Gene Ontology annotation, molecular function: serine-type endopeptidase activity. Lineage: Eukaryota; Metazoa; Arthropoda; Insecta; Lepidoptera; Noctuidae. The coding region runs from base 36 to 1157 and encodes 373 amino acids. Gene Ontology annotation, biological process: proteolysis.